UGAUCCUUUGUUUUUGUAUUCUCGUUGAGCCGUGUCUGGAGACUAAAAGAAGAAGAACAUAUAGAAAAAUGGCGUUUACUGGAACGUUGGAUAAAUGCAAGGCAUGUGACAAAACCGUCUACGUGAUGGAUUUGUUGACGUUAGAGGGGAACACUUAUCACAAAUCAUGCUUCAGAUGCAGCCAUUGCAAUGGCACUCUCGUGAUAAGUAACUACUCAUCAAUGGAUGGAGUUCUUUACUGCAAGACCCACUUCGAACAGCUUUUCAAAGAAUCUGGAAACUUCAGCAAGAAUUUUCAGACAGGAAAGACAGAGAAGUCUAAUGAUCAAAUGACUCGAGCUCCAAGCAAGUUAUCUUCAUUCUUCAGUGGAACACAAGACAAGUGUGCGACUUGUCACAAAACCGUUUAUCCACUUGAGAAAGUAAACAUGGAAGGAGAGUGUUACCACAAGACUUGCUUCAAAUGUGCACACAGUGGUUGUCCUUUGACUCACUCUUCUUACGCCUCUCUCAACGGUGUCCUCUACUGUAAAGUCCAUUUCAAUCAGCUCUUUCUCGAGAAAGGGAGUUACAAUAAUGUUCAUCAAGCUGCUGCUAAGCAUCGUCGAUCCGCCUCUUCUGGUGCCUCUUCUCCGCCUUCUGAAGAACAGAAACCUGAAGAUAACACCUCAAUUCCCGGGGGAGAAGGAGGAGAAGAAGAAGUGGCACCUGAAGCUGCAGGAGAAGAGCCUGAGCCUGUGGCUGAGUCUUGAAUGUGUUG
This is a messenger RNA of Brassica oleracea var. oleracea, 760 nucleotides long. RefSeq names its product LIM domain-containing protein PLIM2a-like. Gene Ontology annotation, cellular component: actin cytoskeleton; plasma membrane. Gene Ontology annotation, molecular function: actin filament binding. The transcript has 2 exons. Bases 69 to 752 code for a protein of 227 amino acids. Gene Ontology annotation, biological process: actin filament bundle assembly. The record is from RefSeq and is a predicted model, not a curated record. NCBI's taxonomy places the organism in Eukaryota, Viridiplantae, Streptophyta, Magnoliopsida, Brassicales, Brassicaceae.